Molecule: messenger RNA, 747 nt
Organism: Penicillium macrosclerotiorum
Lineage: Eukaryota; Fungi; Ascomycota; Eurotiomycetes; Eurotiales; Aspergillaceae
Product: Aminoglycoside phosphotransferase
Exons: 1
Coding region: 1-747 (248 amino acids)
Source: RefSeq, a predicted model, not a curated record
AUGGAUGCAAUCAAUCACCCAGAGGGGGAGAUACUCCAUUCGUUGUUCGGUCGCACGGUCGUUAGAGUGGGAGAAAAUCUUGUCAUAAAGUCGGGCAAUAUCCGUUCGCACGAAGCGCAAACGCUUCGUUUCAUUGCAGCAAAUACCACGAUCCCUGUACCCAAAGUUCAUGAUGUCCGUUCGGAGAACAGCCAAAUAGUGGCUAUUACGAUGGAUUAUAUGCCUGGAAAGCGACUUGAUGAAGCGUGGCAUACUUUGGAUUCCAAUCAAAAGCUCUCCAUUGCCAACGAACUUCAUUCCUACAUCAGCCAACUUCGCAACUUAAAAGGGGAAUAUAUCGGAGCUGUCGGACGUGGCAAGGCGAUAAUUGGACGACGUAUAUCUAUUGAAGGUGGCCCAUUCGACUCUGAGCAACAGUUCAACGAAUUUAUCUUAGGGGAUCUUGUUCAGUCAGCACCUGAUUUAUUACGACACUAUGCUAAACAUGCGCUUUCGGAUAACCAUGAGAUUGUUUUUACUCAUUCCGAUAUCUCCCCACGGAAUAUUCUCGUCGAAGGAGGCCAUGUCACAGCAAUCCUCGACUGGGAAGAUGCUGGUUGGUACCCGGCAUAUUGGGAAUAUACUCAGGCGCUUCGGCAAUUGAAACCAGUGCCUGACUGGCCAGAAUAUCUAUCCCGUAUUCUUCCCCCUCAAUUCGAGAGAGAAUACAUAGGCAUGUCCUUCUUAGCUCUCAUCUUGAGCCACUAG